This is a messenger RNA of Ilex paraguariensis (yerba mate), 2550 nucleotides long. NCBI's taxonomy places the organism in Eukaryota, Viridiplantae, Streptophyta, Magnoliopsida, Aquifoliales, Aquifoliaceae. The record is from the annotation of a GenBank genome assembly.
GGGGAGGGGAGAGAGAGAGAGAUGGCGAACAAGCCGAUCAGUGAGAUGGGUCUCCCCAAAUCAAUAGGGAACAUAUUCGUUGCUCGUAACAUCCUAACCGCCAAGGAUGCCUUAUCCUUAACAGAAUUUGAGUUGAUGGAGUUGUUGGAUGUGGGGUUGGCGGAAGUAACCUUUGCAGUGGCACACAUCAGUCAAGUUGCAUGUCCACGGCAUCAAACUGCACUAUCACUGCUGGAGCACCGCAGCCAAAACGAACACUUGGCUGGCCAUCUUCCCACACUUUUGAAAGGAUUGGAUGCCGCUUUAUGUGGUGGAAUACCAUUUGGUGUUUUAACAGAGUUGGUUGGUCCAGCGGGAAUUGGCAAAACACAGCUUUGCCUGAAGCUUUCGUUACUGGCUUCACUGCCUUCCAGUUAUGGGGGCUUAGGUGGUCGUGUAAUAUAUAUUGAUGUAGAAUCCAAAUUUAGUUCAAGAAGGCUGGUAGAAAUUGGCUUUAAUAGUUUCCCAGAAAUAUUUCGCACAGAAGGAAUGGCACAGGAGAUGGCUGGUAGGAUUCUAGUUAUGCGGCCGACAACACUCUCUGAAUUCACCGAGAGGUGUGAACUGGAAGUAAACUCGAUGCCCUUGGCAUAUGAGUGGAUAGAAUCAGAUUUAAAUAAACUUUCAGUGCAGAGGGAAUGGUCCGCUGUGGCAAGACAAGAGUUCACAAAAAGUAUUAGUAUCUUUACAGACUUCAAGAAGUGGAGCAAAUCACCAACCGAGAUAAGCCUACUUUGCCUGAAGCUUUCGUUACUGGCUUCACUGCCUUCCAGUUAUGGGGGCUUAGGUGGUCGUGUAAUAUAUAUUGAUGUAGAAUCCAAAUUUAGUUCAAGAAGGCUGGUAGAAAUUGGCUUUAAUAGUUUCCCAGAAAUAUUUCGCACAGAAGGAAUGGCACAGGAGAUGGCUGGUAGGAUUCUAGUUAUGCGGCCGACAACACUCUCUGAAUUCACCGAGAGCUUGCAGCAAAUUAAGGUUUCACUCCUACAACACCAGGUGAAAUUGCUCAUUAUUGAUAGCAUGGCAGCUCUGGUUUCAGGGGAAUAUGAGCAGGGACCCCCUAGACAAAAUUCAUUGGGUUGGCACAUAUCGUUUAUCAAGUCACUUGCAGAAUUUUCUCGUAUUCCUGUAGUGGUGACAAACCAAGUAAGAUCUCAAAGCCUUGAUGAAGCCUCCCAAUAUUCUUUCCAAGUGCAGAGCCGAUGUAAUACUGAAGAGAAUUUCACAAGAUUUGAUUCUCAUCUCGUAGCUGCUUUGGGGAUUCACUGGGCUCAUUCUGUUACUAUCCGACUAGUUCUUGAAGCUAAAUCAGGGAAGCGGUUUAUGAAGGUGGCAAAAUCUCCAAUGGCUCCCCCUCUGGCAUUCCCUUUCAUCAUAACUUCAUCAGGGAUUUCAUUGCUAAAUGAUGAUGGAGUAGAAAUGACAGGGCCACAGAUAAACACAAUACAUUGUCAAGGUCUGUUAAUUAUUUGUUUAUUAAUUUUGGGCAAAAUUGGCAGCAGCUUUUAUGUGGGCAAUGAAAUCUCUUCCAGUGGUUACAUUCUAUAGGCAGAUCAGACCGAGUACCAUCCAUCAUUUAAUGUCUCCACUUUCAGUCUCCCUCGUGAAUAAUAAGUUCUCAACAAUUGUUAAAUAGGUAGCAAAACACCCGGAUAUUGAUGGGUCCCACUGCUAACCCCCUUUAUGUGGGUGGUAAUACUUUCUAGACUUUAAUUUUGGAUCAUAUUAGUACCUUGAGGUUAAAUCAUCCUAGUACUCAUGCUUAAAGGAUACACAUCUCAUGCUUGUUUGAAAAUACAUGUUUCUCAUUUUUGCUUUCCCCCUUGGAGUAUAUAAAUCUCAAAAGUUUAAGAGUGUUUCUAUGACCGACUGCAGGGCACAGUGACAUAAUCAAUAGCCACAUUGAAAAGUUACAAUGAUGAAUUAAGGUGGAGGCUGAGUCGAUUGAUAUCUAGGACCUUGAUUUGACACUUCCACUUUGACAGUCUUAUCGUUUCCAGUUUUCUGUUUUUGUAACUGUUGUGGGAUGAACAGGGAUCUAAUUAUUUUUCAUUGUUGAUGAUAAUGGUCUACCUAUCAUGUUUAUGGAAAUGUUACAGCCCUAUUUUCACUAGAAUUGUAAAAUUCAUAUUGUUGGGAAUUCAGGUAUGUCAUAGGAAUUAUGCAACUGUAAUAGUUUUAUAUCUUUCUUCUACUUUAAUCCCUGUAAAUGAAUAAUCAAUAAUGCUCCGAAGAGUGGACGUGUUUGUCCAAUCAAAUUGUUCGAACCUGACAAAAUAAAACAGUGAAAUUAGCAUAAUCACCAUUUAUGCUGCUGUCCUGGCUAGAUAAUUAGAACACUCUGUUGGUAUUUGAGAUUUUUAACACCUAGCCAUAGCAACUGAAGAUAUUGCUGCUCACUGGGGCCACAGGCAAGGGAGGAUAGUCCAACUUCUACUGUUGUGCUGUUGGGUUUGGCCCAAACUAGGGGUGUGGGUGCAUUCUUUGCCCAUGUCAAGACAUCAGUAAAAGGUA